UCCCACGACACAGUUCAAUGCACACUGUAUUGUGAUUUUUUCCCCAACCCAAGCAUCCUGUUCCGAGGAUUCCCGACGCCCUAUCCACCGUCCAUGGCGACCCCGACCGUCGUCUUGGUGCCCGUGUGGGGCACCGGCCACCUCAUGUCCCUGCUCGAGGCCGGCAAGUGGCUGGUCGGCCGAGCCGGCCGCGCGAUCUCUCUCACCGUGCUCGUCAUGCGCCCGCCCACGGAGCAGCUCGCGGCCGAGGUCGAGGGCCAUGUCCGCCGGGAGGAGGGAUCCGGCCUCGACGUCCGCUUCGUCCACCUUCCAGCCGUGGAACCCCCGACGGACUACGCCGGCAUCGAGGAGUUCGUCUCCCGGUUCGUGCAGAUGCACGCGCCGCACGUCCAGGCGGCGAUUUCCAGCUCGGCGUCCCUGGUGGCCGCGGUCGUCCUCGACUUCUUCUGCACAACGUUUAUCGACGUGUGCCGCGACCUCGCCGUGCCGGCCUACGUCUACUUCACCUCCAACGCCGCGACGCUGGCGCUGAUGCUGCGCCUGCCGGCGCUCCACGAGGAGGUGACGGUCGAGUUCGAGGAGAUGGAGGGCGCCGUGGACAUGCCGGGCCUGCCGCCGGUGCCGCCGUCCUCGCUCCCGACGCCGGUGAUGGACAAGAAGAACCCGAACUACACGUGGUUCGUGUACCACGGCAGGCGCUUCGCGGAGGCCGACGGCAUCAUCGUCAACACGGCCGCCGAGCUCGAGCGGAGCACGCUUGCUGCCAUCGCCGACGGACGAUGCACGCCCGGAGUUCGUCCCCCGACGGUGUAUCCGGUUGGCCCCGUGAUAUCGUUCGCGUCACCCCCUGACCCUGAGCAGCCGCACGAGUGCGUGCGGUGGCUCGACGCGCAGCCCCCGGCCUCCGUGUCGCUCCUCUGCUUCGGCAGCCAAGGCUUCUUCGCCGCGCCGCAGGUGCACGAGAUUGCCCGCGGCCUGGAGCGCAGCGGCCACCGCUUCCUGUGGGUGCUGCGCGGCCCGUCAGCGCCCGGCGCGAUGCGCCCAACGGACGCGAACCUCGCCGAGCUGCUCCCCGAAGGGUUCCUCGAGAGGACCAAGGACAGAGGCCUGGUGUGGCCGACGUGGGCGCCGCAGAGGGAGAUCCUCGCCCACGCCGCCGUGGGGGGUUUCGUCACGCACGGAGGGUGGAACUCCACCCUCGAGAGCCUGUGGCACGGCGUGCCGCUGGCGCCGUGGCCGCUGUACGCCGAGCAGCACCUGAACGCGUUCAUCCUGGUGGCCGCAAUGGGCGUCGCCGUAGCGAUGAAGGUGGACAGGAAGCGGGACAACUUCGUGGAGGCCGCGGAGCUGGAGCGCGCGGUGAGGGAGCUGAUGGGCGGCGGCGAGGAGGGGAGGAAGGCGAGGGAGAAGGCCAUGGAGAUGAAGGCCGCGUGCAGGAACGCCGUGGAGGAGGGUGGCUCGUCCGACUCGGCGCUGCGCAGGCUAGCAGAGCAGCUUUACAAAGGCGCAGUGGUCAGCACGAGCAAAUGACGACGAAACGAGAGAGGCAUGCCGCAUGUAAUGCGUUCUUCGAUGCUCCCUCCGUUCAGGAGGCAUUGUUACCAUUUUAAAAUGACAACAUAUUAGAUGCAAAUCAAUUUCUCUGUGCAAACUAUAAAAACUUCAAUUUGAACCAUCAAAUCAACAUCCAAGGAGAGGGACGCAGAGAGGUAGGAGGGGAGAUUUAUAAUUACCCAAUCCAAGGGCGAGUCCAACUUGUAAAAUUACUCAAUCCCCCGUACCCCUUGGAUGUUGAUCCAAUAACUAAGAUUGAAGUUUUCAUA
This is a messenger RNA of Panicum virgatum (switchgrass), 1823 nucleotides long. Its product is annotated as anthocyanidin 3-O-glucosyltransferase 2-like. The record is from RefSeq and is a predicted model, not a curated record. Bases 94 to 1530 code for a protein of 478 amino acids. NCBI's taxonomy places the organism in Eukaryota, Viridiplantae, Streptophyta, Magnoliopsida, Poales, Poaceae. The transcript has a single exon. Gene Ontology annotation, molecular function: UDP-glycosyltransferase activity.